This is a messenger RNA of Pochonia chlamydosporia 170, 1029 nucleotides long. RefSeq names its product rhoGEF domain-containing protein. Gene Ontology annotation, biological process: septin ring organization; establishment of cell polarity. Gene Ontology annotation, cellular component: nucleus; division septum; cytoplasm. The record is from RefSeq and is a predicted model, not a curated record. The transcript has 4 exons. Gene Ontology annotation, molecular function: guanyl-nucleotide exchange factor activity. Lineage: Eukaryota; Fungi; Ascomycota; Sordariomycetes; Hypocreales; Clavicipitaceae. Bases 1 to 1029 code for a protein of 342 amino acids.
AUGCGGGCUCCAAUCAGUUUGCCAACGGAGCAAAAUCCCGCGAGAACAACCAAAUACGACCUAAUUGUAUCUGAGAUAGUAUCAACAGAGCGCGGAUAUGUUCAAGCGUUGGAGCGCCUCGUAGACUUGAGACGCCUGGUUCAAGAUCAGGGAGUCCUAGCAGCGGAUGUUGUCGACGAGGUAUUUGGAAAGGUGAAUGCUCUUAUCGACUUCCAAAGACGAUUUCUUGAUCGUUUAGAAUCUGUUUCAUUGCUUCCCACAGAAGCGCAAGAUUUGAGCGUCGUCUUUUCCAUGUUGGACGACGCAGCGGACGUGUAUAUUACGUACAUCGCAAAUCACAAGCGCCAUCUCAAAGCAGCGAUUCGAGAACAGCAGAAAAUGUUGAUGGCUACGGGAUCUGCUGAUGUUCUGGAGCAAGUUACGGACCAUGCCAUGAUUCAUCUCACCUUUCAGCGGCCAUAUUCUCGCUUUGCUAAAUACUCAUGCUUUCUGAAGGAGCUGCUGCAUGAAAUACAAGCCGACGAGACAAAGUUUGCUGCACUACAGGCGACCAGUGCCUCAUAUCACCGGACGUUGCAUAAGGCUGGAAUGGCUCUCAUGGAAAUGUCGUUGAAUGACGAGCUGACGAAGCUUUGGAAUCGUGUAGAGGACUGGAAGGGUCUUCAGCCAAACACAUUUGGAAGAUUAGUAGCGUUUGACACGAUGCGAUGCCAAACUGGACACCACGGAAGAUCGGAAAGAAGUUUCCAAGUCUAUCUCUUCGAAAAGGUCCUCAUCUGCUGCAAAAAGAAAUUCUACGGCGAUGGAAGCCCCGUCAGUUUAACUCUUCGUUUAAAAGGGCGGAUUUUCCUUAAGAAUGUUCUAGACUUUGAUACAUCGUCUGAGCCUCCGUACCGGUUGAAUGUUCAUUGGAAGUCGGCGGAUGGGGUUGAGAAAACAACUAUUUUGUUCGCAUCUGCCGGCAUGAUGGAGUCGUGGAGUACCAAGAUGCGGCAGCUAUGGGAUCGGAUUCCAGGGUCUUCGAGCUAG